Molecule: messenger RNA, 1231 nt
Organism: Emericellopsis atlantica
Lineage: Eukaryota; Fungi; Ascomycota; Sordariomycetes; Hypocreales; Bionectriaceae
Product: Zinc/iron permease
Exons: 2
Coding region: 90-1130 (346 amino acids)
Biological process (GO): zinc ion import across plasma membrane
Cellular component (GO): plasma membrane
Molecular function (GO): low-affinity zinc ion transmembrane transporter activity
Source: RefSeq, a predicted model, not a curated record
AACACACUGUCUGCUUCGUCAAUAUUCAUGCCUGUCGUUUGAAUUCCAACAUUCUACUAUCAGUCCUUCGAUACGAACGCAAGAAGAAAAUGGCUGACAUGAGCAGCAACCUUCGCUCGAGGCAAGACGGCGGAGAAGAAGCGCCGUUCCUCGUUACGAUAGACUGCUCAUUGGGCAACGACUACAAUGGGAGGGUCGGAAUCCGCAUCUCAGCCAUCUUUGUUAUCUUCAUCGGCUCCAUGUUUGGCUGCGUUGUGCCGCUGUUGCUUUCCCGUUCCUCGACUAGCAAGUCGUUCACCAGGCGUUGCUUCUUCGCCGCUAGAUUCUUUGGCUCAGGUGUCAUUGUAGCAACGGCCCUGAUUCAUCUCUUUGCGCCUGCUGUCGCUGCUCUCUACUCGCCUUGCCUCAAUCCCGAGUCCGCCAUCACUCAAUAUGCCUGGCCGGAGGGCAUCUGCCUCAUGGCCAUUUUUGCCAUGCUCCUUGCGGAACUGCUGGCCAGUCACUACGCUGUCAAAGCAGACAAAAGAGUCGCGGUCCAGCAAGCCCAAGAACCCAAUAGUAAUAAGCAAGUGACAAGAACCUGCUCAGGGGGUAUCAUCAGAUCUACUGACCAUGAGACGGUUCCCGGCGACACGUUUGCCCUGCAGAUGACAUCGCUCUUCAUCCUCGAAUUUGGCAUCAUCUUCCACUCGGUUCUCAUCGGACUGACCCUAGCGGUUGCUGGCGAAGAGUUUAUUGUCCUUUACAUUGUUCUCACCUUCCACCAGACCUUUGAGGGUGUCGGUCUCGGUGCACGUCUCGCGCUCAUCUCGUGGCCGAGAGGUAGAGCCUGGAUGCCGUAUGUCCUGAGCGCUGCCUACUCACUGUCGACCCCUAUCGCCAUAGCGGUUGGUCUGAGUGUGCGCCAGACAUUUGAACCGGGAAGCCACCUCGCCCUGGUGGUGAGCGGCGUGUUUGACUCCAUCUCAGCAGGCAUUCUUCUGUACACAGGUCUGGUCCAGCUGAUUGCCUACGACUUCUUCAUGAACGGUUCUGCGAUGAUGCACGCGACGAUUGGUCGCAAGCUGGGGGCAUUUGGAUGGAUGUGCCUCGGAGCUGGGCUCAUGUCGCUGCUGGGCAACUGGGCUUGAGUUAUCUUGGAUAACCAUGAGAAUGAAUAUGGAAAGUAGCGAAUGGACGGAAAUGGAGAGCCCAUAUUAAGAGUGGGGUUCUCGGUGGGUUAGGAAGCAAC